Molecule: messenger RNA, 1002 nt
Organism: Carica papaya (papaya)
Lineage: Eukaryota; Viridiplantae; Streptophyta; Magnoliopsida; Brassicales; Caricaceae
Source: RefSeq, a predicted model, not a curated record
AUGGAGUUCAAAGUUGCUUGCUUUCUUUCUUCAUCUGCUUCAACACAAAUGGGUUCUCCCACCAACUUCGACUGUAUCAUCUUCGAUCUAGAUGACACAUUGUAUCCUUCAAGUACUGGUAUAGCUGAGGCUGUGAAGAGAAAUAUCGAAGAUUUCCUUGUUGAAAAGUUAGGGUUCUCUCGGGCCAUUGCUUCAACUCUCAGAGUUGAGCUUUUCAGAACUCAUGGCAGCACUCUUGCUGGCUUACGGGCAUUAGGGUAUGAUGUUCAUCCCGACGAUUAUCAUGGUUUCGUGCACGGACAAUUGCCGUAUGAUUUGAUCAAAGCAGAUUAUAAUCUACGUAAUCUCCUGGUGGGGAUCUCACAGAGAAAAAUAAUUUUUACCAAUUCGGACAGAAAACAUGCAAAGGAGACUUUGAGAAGGUUGGAAUUAGAAGAUUGCUGGGAUGAAAUUAUUUGCUUUGAGACUAUGAAUCCAAAUAUGCAACAAUUCCCUAUUACUUUGAAGCCAUCUCUAGAAGCCAUGAAAAUUGCUCUCCAAAUUGCACAAGUCGAUCCUCGCCAAACCCUGUUUUUGGAUGACAAUGUUCGAAAUAUCGCUGCUGCCAAAUCCGUAGGUCUUUGGACUGUUCUGGUUGGGAAAUCUCUUAAAAGCAAUGAAUCAGAUUAUAAGUUGGAGGCAGUCAACCAAUUGCCACAAAUGAUACCAAAACUAUGGACUCACAAAAUCAACCAUAAUACAAGUGAAAUUCAGGCUAUUGACACAUCAAAUAGGUUGAGCCAUCUUGGUUCUACUCUAGUCCUAUCAACUUGCAAACGCUCAUGGAGGUUUAGCUCAAAUAAAUUUUGGAUUCAAAAUAGUUCUAUCUAUGGCAAAUUGUGUCAUACACUUUAUAAGACUCAGGUGAAUGUUAUUAGAGGUGCACUAAAUGCAGCUGAAGAUGAUGUUUUACUAGACUUGUGGCAUAAGAGGCUAACUCACAUAAGUGAGAAAGGGUUGUAG